GCAUAAACCGUCUAUCACAAGAUUAUACAAAUGGCUGAGCAUUCAAGUGAGGUGGCUAUUGCGGAAAUGAAGAGUCUUGUCAGAGAGGAAGAAAACUUGGAUUACAUUGAUAAGACCAGAGCUGAGAAUGGGACCACUACGGACGAGUUUUAUGCAAUUGAGAGGAUUAAAACAGGGUUUAUGCAAUUCAAAGACAACGAAUUCGACAAAGAUCCAGAUUAUUACAAUCAACUUGCAGAAGGCCAGAGCCCCAAGUUUCUGGUGUUUGCAUGCUCUGAUUCUCGAGUUUGCCCUUCUCAUAUCCUAAACUUCCGACCAGGGGAAGCCUUCAUGUCACGGAACAUUGCUAAUAUGGUCCCUGAAUUUAACCAGCUUAGAUAUUCUGGAGUUGGUGCAGUCAUUGAAUACGCAGUAACAGUUCUUCAGGUGGAGGUCAUUUUGGUCAUAGGACACAGUCGUUGUGGUGGAAUUGCAGGUCUUAUGUCUCUUCCUAGUGAUGGAACAACUUCUAAUGACUUUGUACAUGACUGGGUCAAAAUUGGUUUACCUGCCAAGGCCAAGGUGUUAUCAGAGUUUAGUGAUUUAUCAUUUGAGGAACAAUGCCAGAUUUGUGAAAGGGAGGCGGUGAAUUUGUCAUUGGUGAACCUAUUAACUUAUCCAUAUGUGAGAGAUGGAGUAGCGAACAAAAAAGUACAAUUGAUGGGUGGAUACUAUGAUUUUGUGAAGGGAACUUUUACCCUCUGGGGUCUUGACUUGGGCUUCAAACCCCCUCUGGAGUUUGGUGGCUUCAAGCCCCCUCUGGACAUUUGAGUUUUGACCAUUAUAUGUCAAGACAUAGUUUCCUACUUCUCUCUCUCUUAAGAAUGUGUGUUGUGUGAUGCUAUAAGCAAUAAUCCAUAAUGAAUAAGAUAGAGCACCUAUUGACAGCUUCUGUCAGUUUGUAAUUUCAUUGUACUUUAAAAGAAACUGUUGUGUAUUCCUCUUGGGAGAAGAUAAUAAUAUAUAAGGGUCUAUUUGGAAUCA
Messenger RNA from Cornus florida, 1023 nucleotides. RefSeq names its product carbonic anhydrase 2-like. Gene Ontology annotation, biological process: carbon utilization. The record is from RefSeq and is a predicted model, not a curated record. The transcript is spliced from 9 exons. NCBI's taxonomy places the organism in Eukaryota, Viridiplantae, Streptophyta, Magnoliopsida, Cornales, Cornaceae. Gene Ontology annotation, molecular function: carbonate dehydratase activity; zinc ion binding. The coding region runs from base 31 to 810 and encodes 259 amino acids.